AUGCACUCAAUAUCAGGCCCCUACAAUGGAGCUCUGAUACCAAUUGUUAAAAAGAAAAAUGACAUACAAGGUUUUGCUAUUGGUAAUGGGUUAACAAAUCCUGCAAUUCAACACCCAGAAUACCCAGACUUUGCAUUAGACAACAAAAUAAUUACAAAAGCUCAACAUGAUGAUAUCAUCAAGUCAAUCCCAGGCUGUGAAGAAGCCACAAAAAAUUGCGAAUCUAAAGGUGGACAAAGUUGCGAGACUGCAUUAAAUGUUUGUCAAGGCAUAUUCGAUAGUAUCUUGUCUAUAGCCGGAGAUAUUAAUUACUACGACAUCAGAAAGAAGUGUGUGGGACAAUUGUGUUAUGACUUCAACAACGUGGAGAAGUUGUUAAACCUGCAUAAAGUGAAAAGAGCUUUAUUAGAGAAAGGGAUUAAUGUUCUAGAUCCAACAUUUUGGUAUCCAGAGCCUAAUCGAGCCUGGGAUCGGGAAACACGAGUGAAAUCAGUGAGGUUUCAAUUUGCAAUUUGGGAAACACGAGUGUGA
Messenger RNA from Glycine soja, 531 nucleotides. RefSeq names its product serine carboxypeptidase-like 49. Gene Ontology annotation, molecular function: serine-type carboxypeptidase activity. The record is from RefSeq and is a predicted model, not a curated record. The coding region runs from base 1 to 531 and encodes 176 amino acids. The transcript is spliced from 5 exons. NCBI's taxonomy places the organism in Eukaryota, Viridiplantae, Streptophyta, Magnoliopsida, Fabales, Fabaceae. Gene Ontology annotation, biological process: proteolysis.